AUGUCAAAUUUUGAUAAUUUCUCAAAUGAGAUUUUUGUCGAGAUUUUGCUUUAUUUGAAAGAAUUGAGGAUUGUAUUUACAUCUAGACGUUUUUGUCUAAUUAUCAGAGAUUCUCAUUUCAGAUUCAGAUGGCUUGUUUUAAAUUAUAAUCAUUUUUCAAAAGAAAAUUUGAUUAGAUUUGGACGUACUUUCUUUAAUGUAGAGCUAAUCAAGAUGAUUAUAGAUAAUAAGAAUAAAUUUAUUGAUGAAGAUAAAAAAAUCGAAACAAUUUUUUUUCAUGUUGCUUAUAAUUUACACAAAACGGAAAAUCAUGAUAAUCGAGUUAAAGCAUUAUCAAUUUUUGAGAUAAUUGAUUCUCAAUAUUGGUUAGGAUAUUAUAAUGAAUGGGGAUAUGGUG
Messenger RNA from Scutellospora calospora, 397 nucleotides. The record is from the annotation of a GenBank genome assembly. Lineage: Eukaryota; Fungi; Glomeromycota; Glomeromycetes; Diversisporales; Gigasporaceae.